CACUGUCUGUUCCCGUGCAGUGCUGUACAGUUGCUUUGUGUGUGCCCCAGUGUUCACAUACUGUGGUCUCCCUGUGUGCAAGAUUGUAUCCUGCGAUACUGCAGAGAAGCCUACAGGCCAAUCCGUUGACUGACCAGGUGUCCACUACUCAGGUUCAAUUAUGCCACCGAAAGGAAGUCGUAAGCCGAAGGACCCCAACAAGCCCAAGGGGCGUAUGAGCGGUUAUGCUUUCUUUGUCCAAGCAAAGAGCGAAGAAGCCAAGGCUGAGGGCAACACGCUGCCCCUGAGAGAAUUUUCCAAGAAAUGCUCUGAGGAAUGGAAGAGUCUUGAUGACGCUACCAGGCAGAAGUAUGAGGCAUUGGCCGCCGAGGAUAAAAUCCGGUACGAGAGAGAGAUGGUCGGUUACGUCCCCCCUCCUCCUUCGGACAAUGACUACGACGAGCCACAGAAGAAGAAGAAGAGAAAGAAGGACCCCGACGCACCCAAGAGAGGAAUGUCGGCUUUCCUUUUCUUUUGCAACUCAAGGCGACCCGAGUUGAAGUUGAAGUUUCCGGAUUUCGCCAUGGGCGAAAUGUCCAGGAAACUUGGAGACGAAUGGAAGACCAUGGACGACACGGCCAAGGCACCUUUUGAGAAGCAGUCUAUCGCGGAUCGUCAACGGUACGAGAAGCAAAUGGCGGAAUACAAAGCGGAUUCAGAGCAAUGCCACUAGUAUGUAUGCGCCUGACUGAGGGACUCACGAAACCACAUUGCAUGAUUUUGCUUCUCAUGACACAAGACACGCCACUGUUUGAUGUUGCCUAGCUGGAUGCGCCACCAAUCUCAGUUCUCUCUCUAUAGUCCACAAAUUUGUUACGAGCCAAGUCAUAAAAGAAAAAGCAUCUGCUCUCAUCCUUCUUUCCCUUCAUAACAUCUUCAUGAGAAUGAUUCAUGUGUGCAUCCGUUGAAAAUUCAUGAGCCGGUCGAACAUAAUAUUCAUGCUGCCGUGUUGUUCGUUCAUUUAUAAUACCUGUGCAUGAUCAUGUACCAUCAAUACUACCCUAGUCCUUAGUAGUAAGAAUACCAUUGCUUUGCCAUUAAAAACUCAUCUAGCUGGUAUUGUGCCUCAUUGUGGUGCAGACAUCCGCUUUCCUCUUACGACGUCGUUUCGUGCUUCUGUUCUAUGAUAUCAUGACAUCGUUGAUCCUGUCAUGUCUUUUCAUUCUAGCCUGAAAAGAUGCCGUGAUACUCUGGUGGUCUCUUGGUGCGCUUGUCUUGUUUGCGGGUGCCGCCUCGUGAUUCGCGUUAUACGUAUGCUGCAGCUCGCUUUGUAUCUUUGCGGUUGUGGUCAUUGUGUUCUCCUCUCAUCUUUGCCAUCAUUUGACUCUUUGGUCUCUUGUGUUGGCCUCUUGCUGUCCUGUGUGCAGUACGCUGUAGUGAUGCUUGUCGCUGCAUCAUUUCUUGAUUUGUGUCCGGUCUGCAAUUUCGCCCGUAGCUCUGCCAAUACGAAUAAAACCUUGGUCCGUCAUAA
Molecule: messenger RNA, 1510 nt
Organism: Sycon ciliatum
Lineage: Eukaryota; Metazoa; Porifera; Calcarea; Leucosolenida; Sycettidae
Product: high mobility group protein B2-like
Exons: 2
Coding region: 161-712 (183 amino acids)
Biological process (GO): regulation of transcription by RNA polymerase II
Molecular function (GO): DNA binding, bending
Source: RefSeq, a predicted model, not a curated record